Molecule: messenger RNA, 1542 nt
Organism: Spirodela intermedia
Lineage: Eukaryota; Viridiplantae; Streptophyta; Magnoliopsida; Alismatales; Araceae
Source: the annotation of a GenBank genome assembly
AUGUCGGCGGUUGGAACCUCGAAGGGGAUACUGGAGAUUGCGAAGUUCGCCAUCUACGUCGCUGUGCCGAUCGGCCUGACCUACGCCGUAGCCACCAACUCCAAAACCCUUCAGAAGCUGAUGGGAUACGUAAGCUUUUCCCCUUUGCUCCUGAACCUUAAGAGCCAGUUUUUGCGAUUUCUCCUCGGUGGGACUCGUUCUCUCCAUGUUCUUCGUGCCCGCGCGAGGUUCCCAACCAAAUAACCAAAUCCUGCAGACUUUCAUUGAUCCCACUCUCAUUUUCCCUAUAUUUAUCGCCCGUCCGAUUGUCGCCUGUCUUCUACCCUACGUUAUGUGGUGAUUGUCGGCAACGAGCGAUUAUGAUAGGAGAAGGAUAGCUCCAUUUUUUUCUUUAUCUAGUCUCUUACGCCUAUUUUUGGUAAAUUGUUUCCUCGUGUAUGCUCUAUUUAUCUACCGUUGCUGAUUGGGGAGGAGGGGGAAUAGGUUUAUCGGAGAGAAGACAGAGGAUCUAGAUAGAUAGCUAUUUCUAAUUAGGGUGAUUUCAGAAGUAUCCCGUUCUCUUUCCUGGCCAUAGUGGAAGAAAACGCGAAGAUCAGGCGGGAGAAAGGAAACUGGGAGACCCAGUCAUAUCAUAUUACCGUGGAAGAGAUUCAAUAUGACCUGAUUCUUACUCUUAAAAUUAGGGAUUCUUUCUCACCCAAAAUUUUAGGUUGGUUUAAUUCGGUCAUGUCUGUGUCCUUUCUUUGCAUCUUUCAAUCUGGACGGAUUCAUACAAUUCAGCAUGAGCUCUCUGCAAUGGCCGAACCUAGAAGUUACAAGAUUCAACUAGAUUAGAUAGUUUGGGGCAAGAUAGCUGAUAACGUACUUCCUCAAAUCGCUUUAAUUUUUGAGAAAAUCUUCUGUAUGUGCAUUAAAAAAUGACAAAUUGUCGUGCUCGGAGGCAUCCUGUGAAUCUUUGCAGUUAGAAAUCAAGACAUCAAGAAAUUGUGUUGACUUGCACAAGUCAUCAUGAUGACACUCUGGGCUGUUAAAGCGAAUGAAGUUGUGAUUUUCCGCCUCAGCCUUCAUCAUCUCAUGUCUUUAUAUUUCGGGGUACUGUUGUUUGGAAUCUCUUUCUCUUGUAAUUCGCUGGUGGGUUGAUGAUCAUUGCUUAAGAGAGACUUUUUCAACACCUUCUGUUCUACAAUGGGGGAUUGACUUCAAGAGAGUUUCUGGGGCCAAAAACAGUGGUUUAUGGAGCUCUUUAAUCUGGAUUUCCUCAUCCUGGGUAAUGUCCCUCGCCAGGUUCAGCCAUAAUUAUGAGCCUGCAAUGAUGUGUAAUAGUGCGAUUGAGAUUCUCCUGGGUAGAUUAAAUUAUAUCUUAUUACGUUGUGUUAUCAUAUCAAUUUGUUAAUCUGUCUUUGUGAUCUCAUGUUCUCUUCCUCACUCUCCAUAAUGCAGCGAUCUUAUGUAGUCUAUCCUCCCGAGGGUCCUCGGCCCCCUCCUCCAGAAGAACUCCGUGAAAUGGCUCGAGAGAUGGCCCGCAAGAACAAUAUUCGUUGA